AUGUCAGAGAAUCACAGUUCCUGGAGGGUUUACAGUUAUAUGGAUAGUCAGAGAGACUACACCAGUCUGGGGUUUACAGUAUAUAAUGGACUAGUCAGAGAUACACCAGUCCUGGAGGUUACAGUAAUAAUGGGAUAGUCAGAGAUCACCAGUCUGGAGAGGGUUACAGUAUAUAAUGGAUAUUCAGAGAUACACCAGUCCUGGAGGUUACAGCUAUAAUGGAUAGUCAGAGAUACACCAGUCUGGAGGGUGACAGUAUAUAAUGGAUAGUCAGGAGUACACCAGUCCUGGAGGGUGACAGUCGAUAAUGGAUUAGUCAGAGAUCACCAGUCCAGGAGGGUACAGUAUAUAAUGGCUAGUGCAGAGAUACACAGUAAUGGAGGGUUACAGUAUAUAUGGAUAGUCAGAGAUCACCAGGCCUGAGAGGGGUUUCCCAGUAUAUAAUGGAUAGUCAGAGAUACAAAGUCAUGGAGGGGUAAGUAUAUAAUGGAUAGUUCAGAGAACACCAGUCCGGAGGGUUACGUAUAUAAUAGGAUAGUUCAGAGAUCACACCAGUCCUGGAGGGUUACAGUAAUAAUGCGAUUCGAGCUACAACCGUCCAGGAGGGUUCAGUAAUAAUGGAUAGUCAGAGAUACACCAGUCCGGGAGGGUACAGUAUAUAA
Coregonus sp. 'balchen' is the source of this 662-nucleotide messenger RNA. The record is from the annotation of a GenBank genome assembly. NCBI's taxonomy places the organism in Eukaryota, Metazoa, Chordata, Actinopteri, Salmoniformes, Salmonidae.